UCAGUCUGUGCUCUGUCUGUGAGAGUGACGUAUGAACAGCCGAAACGAAAACGAAAGAAAAGCCUCUUGUGCCGUUGUUAUCUUCUAUCAUAUCUGAAGAAUGGAGACAAACGGCCAGGCUAAUGGGGGUAGAUCUAAAAAGAAAGAGAACGGAGACGGGAAAGAUAAUUUGUGGUCAGCUAUAUUAGAAGAAGUUCAGAACCAAGGUAACACGAAGCUGCCUUCGAACAAGAAUGUGUUAGUUUUGGGUGACAAUGAGACCGGUAAAACCACACUUAUAGCUAAACUUCAAGGAGUUGAGGAUCCCAAGAAGGGAUCAGCGCUCGAAUAUGCGUAUAUAGACGUUAGGGAUGAAUAUCGCGACGACCACACACGACUUAGUGUCUGGGUUCUUGAUGGAGAUCCGGGUCAUACAAACCUUCUCAAAUUUGCUCUAAAUGAAGAGACAUUCCAGCACACAUUGGUCAUCUUAACUGUAGCCAUGACGACGCCCUGGGGCGUCUUAGAUCAGUUACAAAGUUGGGCGUCAGUGCUCGGUGACCAUAUAGACAAAUUGGAUCUCACACCUGAACAAAGGUUACAAAGUAAAAAGCACCAAGUUCAAAAGUGGCAGAGGUACACGGAGCCGGGCGACGAGUUGGAGCCGGCCUCGUCGCCCAUGAAGCGCUCGUCGCGGAACCUCUCCGACGAACUGGACAGUGACGACGAAGACAAUGCGCUGCCCGAGGCCGUGCUCACAACUAAUCUCGGGCUCGACAUCGUCGUCGUCGCAACUAAGACUGACUACAUGACCACACUAGAGAAGGAACACGACUACCGCGACGAGCACUUCGAUUUCAUGCAGCAGUGGAUUCGGCGGUUCUGUCUGCAGUACGGCGCCGCACUGUUCUACACCAGUGCCAAGGAGGACAAGAAUUGCGACCUGCUCUACAAGUACCUCACGCACCGGAUAUAUGGCCUCCCCUUUAGGACACCCGCCUUGAUCGUCGAGAAGGACGCGGUUUUGAUACCCGCCGGUUGGGAUAGUAUGAAGAAAAUUAGUAUAUUGUAUGAAAAUAUGCAAACUUGUAAACCAGAUGACUACUACAGAGAUGUCAUCGUACAACCUGCGACGAGGAAGAGCGGGGGGCACCGCGAGGCGGAGGUGGCGGCGGAGGACGAGCAGGCGUUCCUGCAGCGGCAGCUGGCGGCGCUGCAGGCCGGCGCGCCCGCGCCGCGCGCCGACUCGCCGCUGCGGGCCGCGCAGCGCACCACGGCGCAGCUGGACGGCGCGAAGAUCGGCAUGGGCCCCGGCACGCCCGGCAACGAGGGCGUGCUCGCCAACUUCUUCAACUCACUGCUGUACAAGAAGACGGGCUCGCCGGGCGCGCGCGCCGCGGACGCCUCGCCCGCCGCCGCCGCCGCGCGCUCCGACGCGGCCGCCGAGCUCGACCGCCUCACGCGGGCCAAGCGCGCGCCGCCCCUCGACCUCAGCUCCUCCGACUGCUAGCGCGAGCACAGGUCGGUGACCCCCGACACCCCGCCGAGCUGGACCGCCUCACGCGGGCCAAACGCGCGCCGCCCCUCGACCUCAGCUCCUCCGACUGCUAGCGCGAGCACAGGUCGGUGACCCCCCGACACCCCGCCGAGUGGACUGCUUCAUCAACUUACACACAGUUCCUGGGGGCCCACUUUACAGGAUCAUAUUAUACAACUAAUAAAAA
Messenger RNA from Melitaea cinxia (Glanville fritillary), 1703 nucleotides. It is a transcript of the gene Dlic, whose product is annotated as cytoplasmic dynein 1 light intermediate chain 2. The coding region runs from base 101 to 1489 and encodes 462 amino acids. Gene Ontology annotation, molecular function: dynein heavy chain binding. The record is from RefSeq and is a predicted model, not a curated record. Gene Ontology annotation, cellular component: cytoplasmic dynein complex; centrosome. Gene Ontology annotation, biological process: microtubule cytoskeleton organization; microtubule-based movement. Lineage: Eukaryota; Metazoa; Arthropoda; Insecta; Lepidoptera; Nymphalidae. The transcript has 8 exons.